Molecule: messenger RNA, 5584 nt
Organism: Gymnogyps californianus (California condor)
Lineage: Eukaryota; Metazoa; Chordata; Aves; Accipitriformes; Cathartidae
Gene: PLXNC1
Product: plexin C1
Exons: 31
Coding region: 1-4500 (1499 amino acids)
Biological process (GO): regulation of cell shape; negative regulation of cell adhesion; positive regulation of axonogenesis
Cellular component (GO): semaphorin receptor complex
Molecular function (GO): protein binding; semaphorin receptor activity
Source: RefSeq, a predicted model, not a curated record
AUGGCGGCGCCGCCGUCCGCCCUCAGCUGGGCGCUGUCCCUGCUGGCGGCGCUGGCGGGCGCCGGCGGCCCCCAGAGCUUCGAGCUGCCGGGGGCCCCCAUCGACAACAUCGAGGUGAGCGGCGGCGGCGUGCUGGUGGCGGGCGGCAGCUGCCUCUACGAGCUGCGGCCCGAGCUGCGGCCCCGCCGCCGCGUGGUGCCGGCGGCGGCGGGACAGGGCUGCGGGGAGCCCCCCGGCAUGCGUAGCAACUUGCUGCUGGCCUACGAGGAGGCCGGCGGGGAGGGCGUCCUGCUGGCUGGCUGGACCCAGAAGGACGGCACCUGCGAGGUGUGGGAGCAGCCGGCCUACCGGCAGCGCUUGAACCGCAGCGAGGUGGUCAGCUGCCUGCCCGACGGCUCCACCGCCGGCGUCGUCUUCCAGCUGGCCGGCGCCUGGUACCUGGCCGUGGCGGCCACCUACUCGGCCGGCCGCCACAGGAGCCGUCUGGGCUGCGAGCCCUCCCAGUCGGACGAGGCGACCGUCAUCACGGUGCGCAGCAUGGACAACCUGGAGUCCAAGGAGGAGCUGGGCAUCAUCAAGCGCAAGGAGGAGCCUUUGCACUUUGUCGAUGCGCUCCAGUGGGGGGAUCACCUCUUCUUUCCCUACUACAGGUUGAAGGUCAGGUGGGACAAGGACAUGGAGCCACCGAGCAUGGCUGUCCUGCACCAGCUGCGCCCCUCAGAGCGUGGCCUUAGUUUGCGAGGGCACGUGUAUUUGGACUGUGGGUGCAGGAGCCUCAUCGUUUCCUCGAGCCUUGUCCGCCAGGGCGAGCGGGGCUGGUGGGUGGGUGUUUUCCGCCACAGCACCAAGGCCUGGAACACCACCGCUGUCUGCAUCUUCGGGAUGGAGGAGAUAAAGGAGCAAGCCUGUGCAUCCACGCACUUCAUCAUGAACGGGGAGACCUGUGAGGCACGAUCAAUCAAGAAAUUACCUACCUUGAUUCACUCUGGAUUAGCGGCUGUGUAUGGCACAGUUGUUUUGAAUCAGAUAGUUCUCUUUUUGGGAACAGAUGAUGGACAGUUACUGAAGGCUAUUCUUAAUAAGGAUAUGGAAUCUAAUUGCCCAGAGGUUUUAUACGAAAUUAAGGAAGAAACCUCCAUUUUCCCCAAACUUCGACUUGAUCCAGUAGAUAAUAACUACAUCUAUCUGUCCUCUGCCAAUAAGGUGAGAAGAAUACCAGUUGCAAAUUGCAGUAGAUAUGUUUCCGAGCAAGAAUGCUUAUCUGCAAAGGAUCCCUACUGUGGGUGGUGUUCUUUGAAUCAAAGGUGCACAUUAAAAGAAAAUUGUACACGUUCAAACAGCAUAAAGGGUUGGUAUAACAUUUCACAUGCACCUGAUAAAGAUCUGAAAAUCCUGCUAAGUUUCCCUGCCAAAAAUCAGGUUGCUGUGGCUGCAAGCAUAAGCAAAAUCCUUACUUCCUGUAUGAUAAAAAUUGUAACACCUGUUGAAGUAUUUUAUGAAAAUGUAGUGCUGAAAAACUCAUCCUGUUUCUGCAAUCUAGCCACUCUGGUGAUAACUGAUAAUGAUUGUCUAGUUCUCGAAGCAUUGCUGUCCUCAAGCUCUUGGAAUAUCUCACAAGCAUUUCAGUUGAAAAACUGCUCCCGAUGUAUACACAAGGGUGAGUGUGCCAGCUGUAAAUGGACGCAUGUCUCUCCUGCCACCACCUGCCAGGAUAGUUGUAAUGCAACUGCUUCCAAGGGGAUCAUCGCUGCGCAGAAAACAGAGCAUAUCAGCAUUCAUUCCAUUGAACCUUUGUGGGUUUCUACAUUAGGCAAAAGUGAAAUAACAGUCAAAGGAGAAAACUUUACACGUGCGUCAGACAUAAAACUGAUACUGACUGGAAUCACUGGCUGUAAACCAGACAUCAUUAAAGUUAGAAAUGUGCUAAACGAUACACAAAUGACAUUUGCUCUCCCACCAACACGUAAAGAGGCCAAAAGUAUAUGUAUACAGGCCAAUGGGAAAAAAUGUUCACCACCAAUGACCCUACAUUAUGUUUCACUGCCAUCGUGUUUUGGAAUCACACCAAAUACCUCCUGGAUCAGUGGUGGUCGCAAAAUUACUACCAUUGGUAGAAAUUUUAAUGUGGUGGACAGUGUGAUUGUCUCAGAUGACCAGAGAUCAAACCUCACCGUCUCUAGGUGUCCUGGAAAUGAAUCUGAAUAUCAUUACUUAACACCAAGCCUGAGCCAUGCAACGGAGGGUAAAGUUGUUGAUAUGCUGUUAAAAGUGGAAUCUACCUUUAUACCAUGUGUCAAAUUACACUAUCACCCUGACCCAGUGUUCAUUAACUACCAGCUGCACACUGAGUUGGAUCCUGAUCUGGAAUUAAAAAUAUAUAAAGAAAAUGACAACUUGAAUAUUUCUAAAACGGAGGUAGAGGUUUAUCUGUCAUAUAUGAAUGGUGCACAGACCAAAAAGAUAUGGUUCAGUGUCCAAAAUAUUACCAAAAAGCCAGACCGUAGCACCAUACUGUGCAAAUUCAAAAGGGAAGGAACAGACAAGAUUGACUUUUCCACAGUGAAAGUUUUUGUCAAAUUAGGAAAUUUUGAACAUGAAGUCAAACCAACAUCAUCACACAUAUAUUUAUAUGUUCUUAUUUUGCUACCUAUUGUAGUGGGUGUCAUUAUAGCGGCAUUCAUAGUUACUAGAUACAAAUCCAAAGAGUUAACUCGUAAACAGAGUCAGCAACUUGAACUGCUGGAAUAUGAGAUUCGGAAGGAAAUACGCGAGGGAUUUGCUGAACUGCAGAUGGAUGAAUUAGACGUAGUGGAUAGCUUUGGAACCGUUCCCUUCCUUGACUACAAACACUUUGCUCUUAGAACUUUCUUUCCAGAGUCAGGAGGCUUUGCAUCCAUCUUCAGUGAAGACAUGCCACAGAGCAGAGACCAAACGAGCAAGGAUGAAAGCUUCAACAUGUUGCAUGCUUUAAUUUGUAACAAGAACUUUCUUGUUACUCUCAUUCACACCCUUGAAAAGCAGAAAAAUUUCUCUGUGAAAGACAGGUGCUUGUUUGCAUCCUUCUUGACUAUUGCACUACAAACUAAGCUAGUUUAUCUAACCCAUAUUUUGGAAGUGUUGACAAAGGACUUGAUGGACCAAUCAAGCAAUGUACAGCCUAAGCUCCUGCUCAGACGAACCGAAUCUGUGGUAGAAAAAUUGCUGACAAACUGGAUGUCAGUCUGCCUUUCUGGAUUUCUCCGGGAGACAAUUGGUGAACCUUUCUAUUUGCUAGUGACAACCCUCAAUCAGAGGAUAAACAAAGGACCUGUUGAUGCGAUAACUUGCAAAGCCCUGUACACGCUUAACGAAGACUGGCUGCUGUGGCAAGUGUCUGAAUUCAGAACAGUGACAGUGAACAUUAUCUUUGAAAAAAUCCCAGAAAAUGAGAGUGGAGAUGCCUGUCAAACUAUCCAAGUUAAUGUUCUGGACUGCGACACGAUAGGCCAAGCCAAGGAGAAGAGCCUUCAGGCUUUCUUUAAUAAGAAUGGCUUUCUCUAUGGUCUUCAGCUGGAUGAAAUUGGUCUUGAACUUGUGUCUGAGGAGCAGCAAAGAGAAUUGUUAGAUAUUGAUGGUUCCUCAGAGGUGAUGGAGGAUGGGAUAAGGAAGCUAAAUACCAUCGGUCAUUACGAGAUUUCAAAUGGAGCAACCAUAAAGGUCUUUAAAAAGAAGGCAAAUACCCGAUCAGAUGUGGACUACUCGGAUGAACACUGUCAUUUGAUUUUACCAGACUCCGAAGCAAACAAAGAUGUGAAAGGAGCAGGUCACAAAGGAAAGCAAAAAUUCAAAGUGAAAGAAAUGUAUCUGACAAAGCUUCUGUCAACCAAGGUUGCAAUUCAUUCAGUUGUUGAAAAGCUCUUCAGGAGCAUUUGGAGUUUACCCAACAAUAAAGCACCUGUGGCCAUCAAGUACUUUUUUGACUUUCUGGAUGCCCAGGCUGAGAGCAAAAAAAUUACUGACCCUGAUGUGGUCCAUAUAUGGAAAACCAACAGUCUUCCUCUUCGCUUCUGGGUGAACAUACUGAAGAAUCCCCAAUUUGUCUUUGAUAUUAAGAAGACUUCACAUAUAGAUGGCUGUUUGUCUGUAAUCGCACAAGCUUUCAUGGAUGCCUUUUCUCUAGCAGAACAGACACUGGGGAAGGAAGCACCAACAAAUAAACUACUCUAUGCUAAGGACAUUCCACUCUACAAGAAGGAGGUGAAAGCAUACUAUAAAGCCAUCAGGGAUCUGCCUCCACUGACCACUUCAGAGGUUGAAGAAUUUCUAACUCAGGAAUCUAAGAAACAUGAAAAUGAAUUUAAUGAGAAAGUGGCCUUGACUGAAAUCUGCAGAUACAUAGUGAAAUAUUAUGAUGAGAUUGUCAGCAAACUCGAGCGAGAACGAGGGUUUGAAGAAAUCCAGAAGCAGCUCCAGCAAGUAAAAGCCCUGUUUGAUGAAAAGAAAAAAUGCAAAUGGCUUUGAGCAGAGCACUGACUCACAGCGUCACUGUGGGGGAUUUUAAAUAAGCGCUGCUGCUCCCAAAACUGUUUUGACUGACUAUAUGUACAGGGUUUGAAACAUUUGGACACUCUUCUCCACUCUGACCAUUCCAAGUAAUAUCUACAUUUGGGAAUGAAGUACGGGCAGGGGUAGAUACUCAAACGUGGGCGUGUGAAAGCAAAAGUGAGUCUAGUGUUGGCAGGGCCAGCAUUUUUAGGUACUUGAACACAUGUACCUUUUGGUUCAAAAAUACUGCCUGAGUAAGCUUUCUGCUUACUUAAAAACAAGCUUGCAGGAGAUGCGCAAAACACAUUGCAAGUUCAGAGUUGCCCAUGUGAACUUGUAAGUAAGUCGCUUAGCUCUUUUUUCAAGAGAGAAGGCUGAUGUUUCGCCACAUCCUUUCAGCAGCCUUGACAAACUGUGAGGAUGAGCUCCGGCUUCAGAAUACGGGUCAGCUGCAGUUUCCUUCCUUCCUUCCAGACAAAUGUACACUGGUUCCUGUUUGAAAAAAAAAAAAAAAGCAGCACCAAAGUGACACUUAGGACAAGCGUGUUUAGCAGAUGAAGUGGGUCUGAGGCUUGAAGGCCAAAUGCCACGUGGCAGGACUUACCUUCCUUAGGUUAGAAAUUCCACGUGCAAAGUGAAGGCAACCACUGAGCAGGGGGGGAGGCUUUUGGAGAAAGGCGCUAGACCGGCAUCAGUCUGUGUUUACAUUUCUACCUUUCCAUCCUUAAAUAAGCUGUGAAACACUUGUGAGCAGCUUCACAUGUGAAACCUCCGUGCAGCUGCACCGCAUCGGAACACCGUUGCGAUUUGAUGAAGCAGCUGAUGAUGGCUGCGCUUUGGUGCACAAACCUGUACUCAGGUGCAUGACCGGCCCAUGCAUCAGUGCUGACAGUCCCGGCCAGUCUUGCCAUCCGUGUACAAGGGCCUCACAAAUCUAAAGCCAGCAUAUUUUUUUUCAGGUUGGCCACACAAAGGCUUUGUCAAAAGAGGGUUAGUUUAAUAAUAUGUAAGAACAGGAGGGCUGGCGUCAUCUCUGACUGUGUCUGAGAAACUGAUACAA